Molecule: messenger RNA, 441 nt
Organism: Drosophila sulfurigaster albostrigata
Lineage: Eukaryota; Metazoa; Arthropoda; Insecta; Diptera; Drosophilidae
Exons: 2
Coding region: 40-441 (133 amino acids)
Source: RefSeq, a predicted model, not a curated record
CUUCGAUACAUUCAUUGUCUUAACACAUACAUAUACAAUAUGGAGAUGUCGGGGUAUCAGGAUAUCAACGCUUUGGAAAAAUCGGUGGCAAAUGCUGGCUCACAGCUGUAUACGAUGGCGCACAAGCUGCACGCGGUGGAGCGCAGCUUGGACCAGACAACGAUGGAGCAAAUGGAUGAAAUGGAGGUGAUGGAGCUUCUUGAGUCGAUGACUGAAGUAAAAAAUGAAUAUCAGAAUCUACGCAAGGACAUCCAGGAAGUGCAGCAAUUACAGCGUGACGUCAGCACCUCGAUUCGCUUUCAGAUGACCAACAUGCAACAGACAUUUCAAAUGCUCAAGAAGCGGAUUGCCAACUCACAGCAGCAGCGUCGCCAGCAACGCCAGGAUCAACAACUUCAAAGUAGCAAUAACACAACAGCGGUGGGAGCCCACAAUCAAUGA